CGACUCAAUCCACUACAGUAAUUACUCAUCGGUGAAAUCAUUAUUAAAAAAAAAAAUUUACCAAUUUCGAAUAAUAUUCUAUGUCGUUGAAAAAUCGCCUGUUAUCGAGUGUGAUAAAAUUUCUGAAUACGAAAUUAGUCGAUCGAUCGAGAACGCGAUUGUGAAUUUCGAUUUAUCGAUAGGAGAGAAGGUUCGUCACUGCGCUCGCACGUAGGAAUCGUAGGUGAUGGUAGAAUGACAGUUCUCUGAGCAACUAUUGCGCGAACAUGCAUGAUCGUUUAUUCCACUGUCAAUUAAUCCACGUGAUGAUCGAGGAUUCAUGAUCGUUCCUUUGAUUGUUACGCAUUGUUUUCUCGGACGCGUGGCUCCAAUGAAAACCUCUUCCACCGAUGUCACGGUUGCGUGUCAUGGAUAAUCGAAAGGGACCAAUUCGUAAAGACACACUGCGCUGAUCUAGAACACCAAACGCAAGGAUAUUCGUAUAACAAGAAAUGACUUGUAGGCGGUUUAUCAAAUCGUCGAAAAUGUCGUGUUGCUGAUGUAACUAACCGAUUGUCGUUUGGAGUUCCGCGGUAUACGUUCUCGACGUAUCGUCAGCGAGAAAUUUGAAAAUUACGUCGUACGUUUCGUCCCGACAGUUGCUCAGUUGAUGAAAUUUUAUUUAAAAUUUAUCAGAAGCUCCAAAGGAAUGUGUUAAAUGACCUCGCGAUCAGUGUAAACAACGUUAACGACGCAAUGGAAAAAUUUGCCGUUGAUUUGGACAAAGUUCUCGACGAUUUUGAAUUUAAUGAAGAUUGUGCAGAGCAAAUAGCAUCUGUUAAUCCUUCUGCAAACAGUGCAUCGUCUUCUGCGAGUAAGAGUAACUUGGAACCAUCGGAUUUAAAACCUUAUAAUUAUCAUUUGAUAGAGUCUAGAAAAGCCAACAAAGAAUUGGAUGUGGUAUCUCCUUUGGAAAGGUAUAAGGAUCCACAGGAAACGGCUGGAAGGAGUAUAUGUGUCGAAGACAAGAACGUAAUUCCUGAUGCUCUUACCUAUACUAAAGAUGAAACGUCGCUAGAUAGCUUGGACAGCGUAAAUCAUUUUUAUAUGCAAGAAUGCGCAAACGACAAUAAAUUGACACAAAAACAAAUUGUCCCGCCGUAUAACUCCGAGCAGGUUCCUUUGACGAUACAUAACGACAUAUCGCAAAAAUUAAUUCAAAAACAGCAAAAUGGUAGUAGUAGCCCAAAGAUUGACAAUAGGUAUGAUAAAAAACUGAAUCAAUUUAAUCUCAAACCCAGUGUUAGCAAUGUAUUCAGUAGUUUAAACGACUAUAUAAACGCGCCGCCUGGAAGUUCGGACUGUAUUCACCCUACGUUAGACGAGCAAGAAAGAGAAUCCAAUAUAGAAUCUAAACCUAUUUGCCACGAUAGGGAAGCACCUCGGUUAAUUCAAAGUUCUGUGAAAAAUACAGACGAAAGUACAGCGAUUAAACAAGGAAGCAAUACGAUUAUUAGUGGUAAAGAAGCUUCCAUUUCAAGUCAACAUGAUGUCGCGGUAUCCGUAGCAUCGGAAUUUCCCGAUACGCGUGAAUCGAAUAUCGAAGAAGAUAGUGUAAAAAAUAUUCAUUUACCAAGUUAUGAAGAAAUAAAAAAUGAAUCUGAACUCUCUAGAAACACAAUGGUAACCGAAACAUACAGAUUAAGUACCGAUGCAGAAGUAGUAAACGAGAAACUACAUAGUAAACUCAAUUUUGAUCGGGUGCGUGAAAAUAUUGAUAUCGUAAGCAGAGAGAAUAAUUCGAGAUUUGAAUAUCUUCAUGGCGCUCAGGCGACUAGUUGCGAAAAGAAGUCUGUAACACAAUCGGAAGAAAGUAAACCGUUAGAUGUAAAAUGUUCUGUUACAACUGAUAAACAUAAAGUCAGUUCAAAUCUAGUACAUAAACCACUUGGAUUCAGUAGUAUCAAUGAUUUACCAGAGGAGGAACUGACUAAGUAUUUAGCUGAAAUAGAGGAAGAAGAUACGCUAAACAAAGAAAAUAACAAGCACGAAACUGUAUUAGAAAAUACAAUGCAAAGUACAUCACAAGAUCAAAAGAACGAAGUUCAAAUCUUGAAAAAUAUUAUAGAACCUUCAACGACAACAGAGGAAGAAUUAAGCAAGAAAAUAGAAAAUAUUUCGGUAAUUGAUUAUACGAAAGAAGAUACAAAUAAAGAAAUACAGACUGAUUUAUUAGAGAAACAGAAUCAACAACAAUACAACGAUCAAGCGAAAGAAGAUAAACGUAGCGACGUGUUAGAUAAUACAAGCAGUAGAAAAUUCGAAUUAUCGCAUAUAGACGAUGAUGAGAAGGAAAAACACGAAUAUAUUCAUGUAACGUUAGAAAGCGGAUCUAUAUCUAAUACAGAGAGUAUUAAGGACGUUCGAGAAGAUUGUACAUAUGAUUUAAAUAUAAAUCAAGAAUCAUUGACUAACGAUAGAACUGAAACGCAAUUAAAGGAGCAGAAAGAAAAUUUUGGGCAAUAUAGUCAAGCUUGCGAAUUAAAAAUGCAAAGCGACAUCGAUAAUAAUUCCGAAGAAAGCAUUUCGAUAUCAUCCGAAAUAAAAGUACAAAGUAAUACGAUAACGCAUUAUGACGAUACAAUGCCUAAAUCUGUGGAGGCUUCCAUAAGAUCAAAUACAAGCGAUACCAGCGAUGAAUCAGAGAAGCCAGUGCGUCCUCAGACUUUGGAUAUCGUUUUAACAAAUAAUACAAGCGAACAUCCGACACUUGGUUCUACAAGCGAUACAUCUGGUCAAGUGCAAUCGGAUGUCGAUGCUAUGAAAGAAGAUCAAGGAUCUUUGCCAGAUAUCUUAGACAAUUCCUUACCAGAAUCUAGUUUAGUUUUGGGAAAGCAACCCCCAUUUUGGGUUCCAGAUAGCAAUGCACCCAGUUGUAUGUUCUGCGAUGUAAAAUUUACAGUAAUCAAAAGGCGACAUCACUGUCGCGCGUGUGGAAAAGUCUUAUGUAAUAAAUGCUGUAGUAUGAAAUAUAAAUUAGAAUAUCAGGGAAACAUUGACUCCCGCGUUUGCGUUUCCUGUUAUCAGCUUCUCACCAAAGCUGAAACUGAACAAGGUUUGGGAGAAUGGACUUCUGGUUAUUCAACGUGCAUGAGUAACAAUGAUAUCAAUUCACCUCAGGGGAGACAGCCUAAUCCAAAUAAUCCCAUGGAGUACUGUUCAACUAUACCACCCUUGCAACAGUUAUCUGGCGGAUUGGCUCCACCGCCUACGGUCAUGGUACCCGUCGGAGUUCUUAAAAGAGAAGGUGGUACAAAGAACAGGCCUGAAGUUUCAAAAUCUGUUAUGUUUAGCGAUGGAAUAAGGCCUGGCUGUGACCUGACAGAACUAGACAUGUCGUGGGACUUGAAACGGCCGUACCGGAAAUUGGCGAGCAUGAUUAUACCGACGCCUGGAUCGUCGGUGCCGAGUACUUCUGUCAAGAGGCAGAACUUGCCGCAUUUGGAUCCAAACACUGAAAGUUACGUGCCACACGAACCGAACGCCCUUCCGCCAACCGUAACGAUACAUAAAGGACAAGUAUCAUACCACCCUGUAACAGACGAGGAUCUUCUCUACAAAACACUAAAAAAUGAUUGCGAGCCACCAGUAAUGUUUGCAAUUAAUCGGAAUCUCUAUGCCUACGUUAAGAUAGUAAAUUUAAAUUGCUGCGUAAAUAAAACAUGUUGGAACGUUACAUCGAAAGGACUCGCUUGCGUAGGACAAGACGAGGUAAUACUGUUAAUUGAAACGUUGCCCGAUGAAACCCAGAUACCGAAGGACCUCCUUAUUUUCAUCAACGAGUUAUAUCUCGAAGCUAUCGCAGGACACACGGUCUCCGAGUUGGGAUUCUCGAGAUAUCAUGGAGGAAAUCUUUUGGGUUCUCGGAAACAUGCUGGAUUUCUUUUCAUACGACAAACGUUUCAAUGUUUACAAAAGAUCGUUUUACCUCCUGCCCCUUUCCUAGUGGGUUUACUGGUGCACAGGUGGGAAACACCGUGGGCUAAAGUGUUUCCGUUGCGUCUUGUCCUACGAAUUGGUGCGGAAUAUCGCAACUAUCCUUGCCCGCUAUUCUCCGUGCGAUUUCGUGAUGCCUUGUACUUUGAGAUAGGACACACUGUUAUGAAAGUGUUAGCGGAUUUUCGAAACUUCGGGUACACGUUACCUACCGUGAGAGGACUGACUAUACAUUUCAGGAAUCGAAUAACGGAUGUGAUGUUCCCAAAGAAUCGAUACGAUCAAGUGAUCAAAGGUUUGAACAAUUCGAACGACCACGUGCUAGCGUAUGCUUCGAAUUUCAGCAUGGCUGCCGACUCGCACUUAGUCUGCAUACAAACCAACACUGGCGACGAAAGCAAUUACCAAACGCAAGCGAUAAGUAUCGCGAACAAACCAAGAACAGUGACAGGAACGAGUUUUAUCGUUAUCAACGGCGCGUUAAAAUCGUCGAUGGGUCUCUCGGCCAAAUCAAGUAUAGUGGAGGAUGGAAUGAUGGUAGAAAUAAUGCCAGAAAAAAUGGAGGCUUUAAAGGCGGCUCUCAGAAACAUGCAAGAUUUUUCUAUUGGUUGCGGUCGACAAGGAGCACCCGAACCAGACGAAACAGUAAACAUAAAAUGGGUCGAAAACGAUGUAAACUUCAACGUAGGAGUUAAAAGUCCUAUCGAUGGACAACCAAUGGAUGGUAUUCCAUCGAUUAGAGUACGUAAAAGUAUCCAUUGCAAGGGAACAAGCAGAUUUAUUUGUUGGAGGGAAGUAUUUAUUAUUAAGUCUGAUGAUCAUCCGAACGGGGUUCACGAUCCAGUGGAUAUAGAUAAAUUAUCCGGAAAUAUAGCGAAAGCAACGUGCACAGCUUUGGUGAAGCUACUAGACCUUCUAGCUACUGCUGGUUUAAUGAAACUUGGCGUAAGAACUACCAUUCAUCCCGAUAACGUGGGUUAUGAAGCUGGUAGUGAAGGUAUGAAAUUGCCACCGAUCUACAUGAACAGUUUGGACAACGAAUUAAUUCAAGUUCUGCAUAAAGCAGCGCAAAGCAGUCAGGAUACACAUACGGUGCUUGAAUUAAUUUUUUACAUACUCGACUAUUGAGACUUGUCCCUGUUUACUCCUGUUUUGUUAACAUCUUCAUCGAACAAAAUAUUGACACGCAUAUUGUCGUGCAACAUUUGUACACCCGCCAUGUACAAUUUAAGGAUUCGUGGAACUAUUGAAAUAGAUGAUCUGAAACGAGGGGGAAAUAUUUUCUAUUUAAAUACUAACCACAUACAUAGACGACACAAAAGCGCUUAUCUAUAUGUACAUCAUAAAAUGUACCGAAUCAUGUCCAGUAAAGAUACAAGAAAAUAACUACUAAUACACAAAUAUAAAUAGUAACUGCUGAAUAUGAAGGUACAUACUCACAUUUGCUUUAAAUUGUAUUAGCCUCGCUCCUCUGGGGUGUGGCAAUCGAAUUCUGUAUUUAUAAUUGUCUUUUAUUCGAAAACAUUGACGAUAAAUGUAUUGUUUUGUAUAAAGAAUUUUAGGAACUUUUUGUGGCUGGAGCCGAAUGAAGAUACCAUCAUUUUUUAUUUGCAUUAUGUAAAUAUAUACGUUUUGUUGUUAUUCGUGUAAUAUUUGUAUAAUGAUAGUUAAUAGUACUUUUUUGAAGUGUUAACUUGAUAAAUAAAAUAGUUUUUGUUAAUCUCUA
Messenger RNA from Hylaeus anthracinus, 5701 nucleotides. It is a transcript of the gene Sara, whose product is annotated as zinc finger FYVE domain-containing protein 9. The record is from RefSeq and is a predicted model, not a curated record. The coding region runs from base 736 to 5103 and encodes 1455 amino acids. Gene Ontology annotation, cellular component: early endosome membrane. The transcript is spliced from 13 exons. Gene Ontology annotation, biological process: endosomal transport. NCBI's taxonomy places the organism in Eukaryota, Metazoa, Arthropoda, Insecta, Hymenoptera, Colletidae. Gene Ontology annotation, molecular function: metal ion binding.